GUGAUCCAAAACCGCGCUGAUCCAACCGCGCUGAAUGCCGCAAGCCAGGAAGUGAGAGACCCCGGGAAAGAGAUGAGUGAGGUAAUGGCACUUUUAGCAUCAGCUAUUAUUGCUGGAGCAUCCCUGGCCAGCACCUCCAUCGUGCAGAUAUCCCAGACCAUGAAUACUGACAGAAACAUCACUAUUGAAAUCGUAAACUACAGUGAAAGGUACACCCUGACAAAUCCCAGGACCUACACCUACAGCGGAUACUGCCACCACCCUCCACAGCCGACCUUCAAACAAAAGACUAAAGAAGUGUGCUGCUUCUCCAAAACUGCACACACUGCCUGCGGUUCUGUCGGAGUUCUGACCUACCAGAUCCUCAGCGAUGCACAGGACUGGGUGGGAGAACUGGCCUUAAUGUACUCUGUACCUUAUGAUUAUAACCUGUAUGAAAACACUUUCGCUCUGGGCAUUUUUCAAUCAGGUUUUCCAUGUGAUGAGGAUCUGUACAACCAGAUGUACUACAAAAGUGGUCCAUUCAUUAGAGGAAACGGGACAGGAAGCAGCACUACGCACUCUGAUAAAGAUGCUGUUGUUAAGGGAACAAUGUCCUCUGCAGGCCAGGCAGUUAUGUGUGUGGAAUUUGAUGAUAAAUUGUCCAACAUUUAACCGAAGAAAGGUACAGACCUGAUUCCAGCCAUGCAUACCACAUGUACGUUAUGUACACGUGAUAUAUAAUUCAGUGAAUAUAUAUAACGGUACAAUUUACAGGUUUUAGGCCACUAAUCCCCUUAAUAUACAUGAUUCCUCUUUGCAGUGAGAGAGAGUUUACCAAAAAAAACUCCAAAUCACAUUAAAACAGAUGCAGGUAAAUAUAGAUUCAAUAAAAUCUGAAGAACAAAGCUUAGUUACAGAUAUCUCCUGGACAGCCAGCACCCUAGUGGAUGUCUUCAUGUCUUUUAUCAGCAGCUCACCUGAUUUACCAAACCAGGUGUUGAUAUGAUCAUAGCUAUCUGGGCAGAAAAUCUCCUUAUCUGGGCAAUAAUAGCUCUUUAUUACUCCCCAGAUAAGGAUAUUUUCAUUUUAAUUUACACAGAGGACUAAAACUUUUAAACAGUACCGUGACAAAUCUAUUAAAAAAAUACAUCAAUAAAGUAAUUUGAUUUAUGCAUAACAUGUGUAAACACUCAUCCUGCACGUCUGCCUGCAAAAGAACAUAAAUGACAACAAAGUGCAUGUCUGAUUACUCUAUAUACUAUUCUACUGUUUAUAAGCAUAUGUUCAGUAAAACAGCUGUUCACAUGA
Molecule: messenger RNA, 1290 nt
Organism: Astyanax mexicanus (Mexican tetra)
Lineage: Eukaryota; Metazoa; Chordata; Actinopteri; Characiformes; Acestrorhamphidae
Biological process (GO): cytolysis in another organism; monoatomic cation transport; pore complex assembly
Cellular component (GO): pore complex
Molecular function (GO): channel activity
Source: RefSeq, a predicted model, not a curated record